CGAGAUGCCUCAUUGUUGAGUUAUGGCGGCGCCCGUUGAGGAGGACCCGGCUUCCAAACGCCCGCCGUUCGGAAAUCGGUUUCUGACCGACCCAAGCCGAGUCUUCUUGCACAGCGCGUGGGAUAAUGUGGAGUGGAGUGAAGAACAAGAGGCAACAGCCAGGAAGAAGGUUGAAGAAAACUGCGCUGAAGUUGUGUCUUCUGAAAAAGGAGCGGAGUUUGAGAACAGAGCUAGUGACUACUGGAAUGACUUCUACAAAAUUCACGAGAACAGAUUUUUCAAAGACCGUCACUGGCUUUUCACAGAAUUUCCUGAGCUGGUUUCGAAUUCAAAAUCUUACCUGCUGAAUCAAUCCAGAGCUACAACAGUGUCAGACGAUCAUUGCCACACUGGCUCCAAGAACUGCCUUGAUGGGAACUUUGAGAAUGUUCAUCAUUCUCCCAAGCAAUGUGCAGGAGAGCCAGUGAAUUGUACACAAAAGCUGGAAAUUUUUCAGGUUGAUAACCUUGAUUCAAAUGAUGGUGAAAGCACCAAUAGACUUGUGGAUGAAACUUCAGGAAAUACAACACGGACACUGACAAUUAUGAGUAAGAAUCAAUUGUCUGAUACCAGCUUCACAGAAACUUCAACAACAUUCCAUAUACUGGAGGUUGGCUGUGGAGUUGGAAAUACUGUGUUCCCCAUUCUACAAACUAACAAUGACCCAGGGUUGUUUGUGUACUGCUGUGACUUUUCAUCAACUGCUGUUGAACUUGUCAAGUCGAACUCUGGUUAUGACAGCUCUCGAUGCUUUGCAUUUGUCCAUGAUCUGUGUGAUACAGAGGCCAGUUAUCCAAUGCCAGACCAAAGCCUGGACAUCAUUAUCCUCAUAUUUGUACUCUCAGCAAUACAUCCAUAUAAAAUGCAAGCCGUUAUUAAGAGACUGAGUCAACUCCUAAAGCCAGGAGGAAUGAUUCUCUUCAGGGACUACGGACGAUAUGACAUGGCACAGCUUCGAUUUAAGAAAGGUCGCUGCCUUUCUGAAAAUUUCUAUGUUCGAGGAGAUGGGACAAGAGUUUAUUUUUUCACAUCAGGAGAACUGGAUGAGCUCUUCACAUCUGCUGGUCUAAAGAAAGUCCAGAACAUGGUGGAUCGCCGUUUACAGGUCAACCGGGGGAAGCAGCUGACCAUGUAUCGGGUCUGGAUCCAGUGCAAGUAUCGCAAACCCUUCUCAGGAGAAGAAAGAUUCCCGCACUGAACCGAAUUGGGAUCUUGACCGGUCACUAUAGUUGAUGCAGAUGUGAGGUGAACCUCCUAUUCCACCUCUAACGCUUCAAAGCACUGUAGUGUGGUCAGUUUAUAUUCAGUGCCCUGGAGGUUGCAGUAAUCAUUUUCACACUUGGAUGUUUCCUUUUAAUACUGUAUAAAAUCUACAGACCAGACUUUAUCUCUCCUCUCCUCCCUCUUAUCUCAGCCAUUAAAACUUGUUCAUUCUUACUUCCCAAUACCAACCCCCCCCCCCCCCCCCACCAAUGGAACAGGGACUAUGUAAAUUCAGCUCCUCAAGUCUGGUAUGCCAUUCAAUUAGAUCCUUGAUUUUUAUUUUAUUUACCAAUGCAACACUGAGCAGGCCCUUUGAGCUGCACUGUCCAGCAAUCCCCAGCCAGCCCAAUUUAGCCCUAAUCCAAUCACAGGAUAAUUUACAAUGACCAAUUAACCUACCUGGUACAUCUUUGGACUGUGGGAGGAAACCGUAGCACCCAGAGAAAACCCACCCAUUCUGCAGGGUUUUGCAUGGUUUUGGGUUUUGUACAGAGUCUACUAACAGAAGACGCCAGGAUUAAACUCUGAACUCUAACACCCUGGGCUGUAAUAGCGUCAUGCAAACCACUAUGCUGUCGUGGUGCCCAUAUUAACAAAAGUUCCAUCAAAAUAUUUUGAAAAUUCCAGUUAUCCCAGUAUCCUAAAAUUUCUGGAGCAGAGAGAUCCAAAUCACUAGAACCCUCUGAGUGAAGAAAUGCUUUCACUCCUCAAUAGGUUACCCUUGAUUUUAAAGUUGUUUCCAUUUAUUUUUUAAUUACACCCAACAGUGUGAAAGGAGUUAUGUGAAUCAGCCUUAUAUCGUGUUGGAUAUUUGGAUCCAAACACGCCUCAGGCUUGUAUUCAGGAAUAGAAGCCAAAUACUGUAUGUUGAGCCUCAUUCUCUACCCACUGGUACCUAAUUCCAUAUGUUAAACCUCAAUAUUAUCGGCUAUUGAUACGUGGGUAUUAGCAGCAGUGUCCCUUCACUAUAGAAGUGUUGAUGGGUGGGGCUUUAACAAGAAUUAUGUUGCCUACUUGCACACGUCCCACCAAUCAGUUUCAGAUGCACUGGGACCAGUUCACCUCAAUGCUCUUGUAACGCCCUGGUUCAGAUUUUUACUGCUAUGCUGUAGGUAUUCCAUUUUAGAAGUCCUGUAAAGCAGUGUGUUCUGCUUUAGAAUGUUUUGGUUUCAACUAAAAGGUAAGGGGCUAUAUGAUGUUCAACUUGGGAAUGUUGUGUCAGCCAAUCAGGGUGGUGGAAUUGAGAGAAGUUUCCAGAGAGAGCUGGGUGAGGUGAGAUGUGACGGACAGUGUAGUUCGCGUGGUCUUUUUGGCAGGAGCUGCAGAGAGGACAGGAGGGAAGAUGGCCGAGGCUGCCACGAGAAGGGGCGUCCCUGUUGCACAUAGUGUUUUGUCCAGAUGAAUGGCCAGUAUUCCUGAGAGAGCCCAUUUGCUUGAGAUGGACUUUGAGCGACAUUCAGAAUGUGGUGUGUGCUUUCACACAGACCAUGGGUGCAGCGCAUGAGUAAGAUGACAACUUCAAGAUGAGCUCCAACUUCAUUUACAAGUUUGGUCUGGGUUAACUGAAAUGGGCCCUUUUUAUUUUUUUUUCCUUUUCCCUACUAACUGUUUGAUAAAGCUGAAACUUGUAAAAAUACUUUCUUUAUAAAUUUAUGUAGUGUAUGAUGUUAUUUCUUGCCAACUGACAAUUGUAUAUGGGCAGUAUUUACACAGCAUUCGCUCAAAUCGAGGUUUCUUUAAUCAAAACAUCACCGCAUUCCUGUUUGGUUGAACCCCAAAUCACACUGGCCUUAGACGCCUAUUGUUUAUGAAUGGUGGUUUUCUCACCGGUGAAUCCUGUGACUGUUUGCAGGGCCGGCUAACAAGACAAGUUUGCAUAAAAGCCCGGUGAAGGUGCUACACUUGGUACUGGCAAAACAGGGAAUCAUGCUCUGUGUAAAAAUAGCACAAAUUGCAGAAGGGGGUAGCGUUUAACUGUAGAAAAAGGAUGGCACACAAUCUGUGUUCCCUCUAAGCUAUGCACAUGCACACACACGUUUUUCAACCAGCACACAAAAGGUUAGUUACCUUUUCUUUUUACAAUAUUUAUUCAGAAGAAAAAACAAGAUUUACAGAGUGCAGCACAUAGAUACAUCUCAACAUAAAUUGUGUACAUUCAUAUAUUGUAAUAAAAUUGAUCAAAAUGUUAUAGCAUAACAUAUAAAGGUAUACCACUCUGUAAUCAAAAAUUUAAAGAUACAUCAUAAAAGAAAUUUUUUAAAUAAAAAAGUCAACCCCCUACCAACUACCAAAGAAAAAAGCUGAUGGGUGAUAAUGGAUAAUUAGAGAAAAAAACAUAUUCGCUUAAGAAGAGAAGAUAGAAAUAUACUUAAAAGUCUGUGCACUGUUAAACUUUAUAAAUUGGAAAAGUAAUUUAGGAAAGGUCCUCAGAUUUCAUAAAAAGAUUGUUUUGAAUUUAAGACUGAGCAGCGGAUCUUUUCUAAAUUUAAAUAAGACAUAACAUCACAUAGCCAUUGAAGAUGUGUAGGAGGGGUAGACUCCUUCCAUCUAAGCAAGAUUGCUGUCCUUGCUAAAAGAGAGGUAAAAACUAAAACCUGGAGUUUAGGAGUAUUUAAAGUUAUAUCUUCAUUUGCGAUAAUACCAAACAAGGCGGUAAGGGGAUUUGGGUAAAGUUGGACCCUAAAAUGUUGUGAGAAGGUAUGGAAUACUUCCCAGCAAAACUUUUCAAUUUUAGGGCAAAACCAAAACAUAAGGAAUUAAAGAGGCAUCAGCAGAGUUGCAUUUAUUACAAAGUGGAGAAAUGUUCGGAUAAAAACUAGACAGCUUUUGUUUAGAAAUGUAAGCUCUAUGAACCACUUUAAAUUGUAGAAGAGAAUGACGGGCACAGAAGAUGAUUUAUUAACCCUUUUAAGAAUUUUAUUCUAUCUUUCAUCAGAAAUCUGACAAUUAGGUCAUCCUCCCAAGCUUUUUUUAUUUUAUCUAAAAAGUCUUGUCUAGAAUCAAUCAACAAGUUAUAGAUACCGGUAAUAGAACCAUUAACAAAAGGUUUUAAAUUUAAAAGAUCGUCCAGUAAAUUUUUAUCAGGACCUAUAGGAAAAGUAGUUAAUUGGGAACGUAAGAAAUCUCUAAUUUGAGGAUAUCUGUAAAAAUUUGUUUUUGGCAGUGCAAAUUUAGUUGACAGUUGGUCAAAUGAAGCAAGAGAUCCUGAGAUAAACAGGUCCUAAAAACACUUAAUACCUAGUUCAUCCCAAUCCUUAAAGACUUUGUCAGUCAUGGAAGGGAUAAAAAAAAAUUAAGGAGAAUGGGAGAUGAUAAUGAAAAAUACGCUAAACCAAAAAAUUCUAAAUUGAGACCAGAUCCUUAAACUUUGCUUAAAAAUUAUGUUGUCUGUUGUUUUAUUUGCUGAAAAAGAAGAGUAUGAUCCAAGAAGAGAGACAAUAGAGGAUUUUUUUACAGAAUUAACUUCUAAGGAAACCCAUGAUGGGCAAUCUUUGCGAUAAAUAUAACAGGACCAAAAAGUAAAAUUCCUUAUAUUGGCAGCCCAAUAGUAAAACCUAAAAUUGGGUAAGGCUAAUCCACCCAUCUCUUUAUUUCUUUGUAGGUAAACUUUACUUAAGCAAGCUUGUUUAUUAUUCCAAAUAUAAGAUGUUAAAAUUGAAUGUAAAGAAUCAAAGUAGGUCUUAGGAAUAAAAAUAGGUUAAGCCUGAAAAAGAUAUAAAAAUUUAGGAAGAAUCUUCAUUUUAAUUGUAUUAAUUCGGCCAAUUAGGGAUAAAGAAAGAGGGGACCAUUUAGAAAGCGUCUUUUUCACGUAAUUCAAUAAGGGGUUUAAGUUUUCUUUAAAUAAAUUCUUGAAGUUUUUAGUAAUUGUUACACCUAGAUAUGUAAAUUGACUUGUAACAACUUGGAAUGGAAAUUUGGCAUUUGAUGACAUUAGAUCAUUUAAAGGAAAUAGCUCACUUUUAUGUAAGUUGAGCUUAUAUCCUGAAAAAAAACUAAACUGGGAAAUUAAAGAAAGAACCUAAAAUAAUGUAGUAAUUAAUAAUUAUACUUAUUGAAAAUAAUCUGUUAGCUAAAUGUUUCUGUUAACUAGUUAGUCAGUUUUUCAAAUACCACAAUGCACGUCACUAAUUUACAUCACCUCACCUUUCCUGUUCCGGUUUGUACAGCUGCAUCACGGCAGCAGCCAUCUUUAGUGGACAGUGUUCAUAUUGUAAAGUUUACAAAGAUCUGUUUCACUAUGUUGAAUUCAAAAGAAGCGAAGGGCGUAAAGCACAAAAGAGCUGCAAAUUUGUUUAAAGUUUUGCAAAGCCAACAAUGUGAAGAAAACGUCACAGUAGAAACAAGUUCGCUGUUGACUUUUAUAAAUAGUCUUUGUGUUCACUUAGAACAAAGGUUUCCUGAAGAUGAGGUACAAGAAUGGUCAGCUUUUGAUUUCUCCGCAAUUGCAGAUUGUGACUUCACAUUUGGCAAUGAACAAGUUAAUGCCUUAUGUCUAAAAUAUCAUGAUUUUCUAGCUGAAAAAACUGUAAUAAUUAGACAGUUUAAAGAUUUCAAAUUUUCCGUGCAAGAAAAAAUUAAAACCAAACUCAUUUCAAACUUUGCUCAAAUGGUGGCAUUUGUAGAUGAACAGUUUUGCAAACUUGCACAGUUGAUGGACAUUGGAGGAACCUUUCUUGUGUCUAGUGCGGAUUGUGAACGAAGUUUUAGCCUAAUGAAUCAACUCAAAAAUAAGCUGAGAAACCGUUUAGGUGAAUGUCAUUUGGAUAUGUUAAUGAGAAUCAAAAGCUAUCAAUUGGAUGGAAGUUCUAUUAGUCUAGAUAGAGCUUACAAAGAAUGGGUAAAUGUCGAAGCCAGGAGAGAGGAAAAGAUAACUGAGCGACUUAAAUAUGUAUGUUAUUUUGUUGUUGUUCUGUACAGUUUUAUGUCAAAUAUUUUGUAAACCUAUAUAAAAUGUGCCAUGUGUGCAUUCAGUGCGCACAUACUUUUGUCACAGGAAAAAAACUUGCACAACAUAAGGUUUUUGAGCACACUACUAAAAUUCAGGGGGAACAUUGCACACAGUGUAGUGUAUUCAGACACUGCCGGAUCAGGAGUACCUUCCCACCCUACGGCUGAGUGCCUCUCCAGAUCAUCUCACAACAGGUGCUGUUGUGCAAGUGUGCCAAACACCUCAUGGCUAGUGUACCGUAAGAGGGCAGAUUUGAGAACAAAGGCAAGAGUUUUUAAAUGUGUUUUCAGUGCUUGUAGUUAAUUCAAUAAAUAUAUUUAAUUUAUAUAAUUCCAUUGUUAUCCAGUGAUCUGCGUGAGAAACAAACAAGAGAUUGUCAUCCAGUGCUUUGAGAAGAAAAAGAAUCUCGAGGUUGUAUGUGGUAACAUGUAUGUACUCUGAUAAUAAAUUUUACUUUGAAA
Messenger RNA from Hypanus sabinus (Atlantic stingray), 6711 nucleotides. Its product is annotated as tRNA N(3)-methylcytidine methyltransferase METTL2-like. Gene Ontology annotation, molecular function: tRNA (cytidine-N3)-methyltransferase activity. The record is from RefSeq and is a predicted model, not a curated record. Lineage: Eukaryota; Metazoa; Chordata; Chondrichthyes; Myliobatiformes; Dasyatidae. The transcript has 9 exons. The coding region runs from base 23 to 1237 and encodes 404 amino acids.